Messenger RNA from Suillus plorans, 1074 nucleotides. Its product is annotated as PIN domain-like protein. The record is from RefSeq and is a predicted model, not a curated record. The transcript has 5 exons. Gene Ontology annotation, molecular function: 5'-flap endonuclease activity. The annotation marks the transcript as partial. NCBI's taxonomy places the organism in Eukaryota, Fungi, Basidiomycota, Agaricomycetes, Boletales, Suillaceae.
UUAAAGCCCAGCGUGAGAACGAAGUCACUCACGGUGCUUGCCCUAGAAGGGAGAUAUGCAGGAUGUCCUCCUUUUCGCCCCUUCAUCAUCGGGGUUGAUGUCAGUAUAUGGUUUGAGCAGUGCCAGCAGGUCAUGCGUGGCCGAGCUCAUGCAUGGAGUGGCCAAAAUCCUGCUCUGCGCACCUUUCUUUUUCGGACUGCGAGACUGAAAUGCUUCCUGGUUCAGCUUGUCUUUGCCUACGACGGACCUGAGCAACCAGCACUCAAACGAGGAAAAAAUGUGGCCACCGCAAAAGACCACUGGAUGACGAAGCCUACCCAGCAAAUCCUGGAUGCAUUCAACAUCCAGUGGUUCAUGGCAAGGGGUGAGGCUGAGGCCGAGCUUGCUGCUAUGAACUCUGCGGGCGCUAUUGAUGCGGUGAUGACUGAUGACAGCGAUGUGUUUGCAUUUGGCUGUCGCUGCGUGAUUCGAAAUUCUUCCUUCUCAGACACAACGGCUAGUGUGUAUGAAGCUGCGAUGCCCCGUGAAGACUAUGCCCUUGUCAGCCUUCUUUGUGGGGGCGACUAUGACAUGACAGGCCUGCCUGGCUGUGGUCCUGCAACUGCAUUCGGGCUCGCACGCUGUGGUAUGGGCAACUCCCUGCUUGCAGCUGAGUCAGGCUGCGAAUUUGCUGGUCCGCACCGUCAAGCAUGGCGAAAUGAUGUACGACAACACCUCCGCUAUGACCCAACAUCGCAAAUUGGCCGGUGCCACCCAUCGUUGGCCGAAAAUCUUCCUAGUGAGAUUCCGAGCUUCGACACCUGGUCUGCGUACCUCCACCCAGCUAUCCACGAACCUUUGGUCUCCGUUCACGAGCCUGGUGUCCCAGAUGCCAGAAAAAUUGCAGCUGUGGUGGUCCCUCUAUUGGGCUGGGAGGAUGCAGGCCACCUGCUCGACACAUUCCGUGGUCAAGUCUGGCCAGGUGUUGUGACCAGUGAAUUGUUGCAAGACCUCAGCACCUGGCAACCGAUCAACCAGGAUGUAAGUGGAAGUCACUUGAAUUGUGUGCAAAUGACUGACAAGGCCAUACAAUAA